AUGGCGACGCGGCCGCUGCCGUCGCCUCCGCCGCCGCUCGCGUGGCGCUCCCGCGUCACCGACUCGCCCGUCGCGUCGACGAGCGGCGCGCGAUGCGUCCCCGGCCGGCGACGACCCGUCCCGGCCACCACGGAAGCCUUCCACUUCCGCGACACCGCCGCGAACGAAUCUCGCGGAUCUUCGUCGGCCAGCCGCGCGGCGGUGAUGACCGACACCUCGCGCGGGUCGGGCGCGUCCGCUUCGCUCCGGGGCUUGGCCUUCACGAGCAAGCCCGAGAACAUCGACCCGGCGCGCGCCGCCGCGCUGCUCGGCCGCGCCGGUGACGACAGGCUGGCGCGCAAGCUGGCGCGGAUGCUCGCCGCGAAGGAAGCGUGCGUGAUAGGCGCCUUCGCCAGGGUCGACGCCGACGAAACGAAACGGCCGGGGGGGCGUGACAACGGCACGAGCGACGGAGGUUUGGCGGGGAUAUGGGCCAUGGGCUUCGACAUGCUCGCCGGGGAGGGCAACGUCGAGGGGAAAACCCUCGUGGGGUUCGCGCACGCGGCGACGGACGGAGCCAUGGUCGCCACGGUGGACAUCGUCGUGGUGCAUCCGAGUCACCGCGCGAAGGGCCUGGGACGCAAACUCGUGAAGCGCCUCGCGGAUGAGCUCAGGUACAGGGAGAUCUUCGACAUCGGCGUGAGGGCACCGACGGACCUCGCCGGGUUCUUCGCGGCGUGCAACUUUGGCCCGGACGCCGAGGGAGCCGUGCUCAUGUCCCUGCCCCUCGAAGCGAUCGGCGGCGGCGAGCGCGAAGUAUCGUCGUCGUCCUCGGAGGAGGCUUGGGUCGGGGCCGAGACGUGCCUGAGGACGCUGGGCGAGGGCAUCGAUCCGGGACGGACGCUCAAGGACAACGGGGAGGGUCUCAGGGCGAUGCUGCUGGGUGAGAUUGAUAAGAUGGAGAGGGAGAGGGCGAACCGCGCGAGGUUCCCGCUGUGA
Messenger RNA from Micromonas commoda, 978 nucleotides. RefSeq lists its product with no specific name. Lineage: Eukaryota; Viridiplantae; Chlorophyta; Mamiellophyceae; Mamiellales; Mamiellaceae. Gene Ontology annotation, cellular component: endoplasmic reticulum; endoplasmic reticulum-Golgi intermediate compartment; Golgi apparatus. The transcript has a single exon. The record is from RefSeq and is a predicted model, not a curated record. Gene Ontology annotation, biological process: UDP-N-acetylglucosamine biosynthetic process. Gene Ontology annotation, molecular function: glucosamine 6-phosphate N-acetyltransferase activity; monosaccharide binding. The coding region runs from base 1 to 978 and encodes 325 amino acids.